GACGCCGGGCGCCCUGCUGGGCCUGUGAUUCCCCGCUGCCUCCCCUUCACCCACAGCCGGCCUCAACCCGCCCCUUGGGCUCCACUGGCCUUCCCCGGCCCCCUCGGUGACCGUCAGUGGGCAAAGAAGACUCGGAUUCCCCGCAGGCCUCCAGCUUUAAGAAGGCAAACAUGGCAUCAACUGCCCAGCGAAAAAGGAUGAGUCCUAAGCCAGAGCUUACUGAAGAGCAGAAACAGGAAAUCCGAGAAGCUUUUGAUCUCUUCGAUGCUGAUGGAACUGGGACUAUAGAUGUUAAGGAACUUAAGGUGGCAAUGAGGGCACUGGGAUUUGAACCCAAGAAAGAGGAGAUCAAGAAAAUGAUCAGCGAAAUUGAUAAGGAAGGGACAGGAAAAAUGAACUUUAGUGACUUUUUGACUGUGAUGACUCAGAAAAUGUCUGAGAAAGAUACCAAAGAAGAAAUCCUGAAAGCUUUCAAGCUCUUCGAUGAUGAUGAAACUGGGAAGAUAUCAUUCAAAAAUCUCAAACGCGUGGCCAAGGAGUUGGGUGAGAACCUCACUGAUGAGGAGCUGCAGGAGAUGAUUGAUGAAGCUGACCGAGAUGGAGAUGGAGAAGUCAAUGAGCAAGAGUUCCUGCGCAUCAUGAAAAAGACCAGCCUUUAUUAAGAUCGGUCUCUUCUUUUCUACUGCAAGCACAUGUAUCUCGAUUUAGUGCCUGCCAUUGUGUGAAACCUGCUUUUUGAGAACACAACCUCUUUUUCCCCCAUUGACCUCCCUGUAUAACUUUAGUAACAACCUCGCAUCUUAGACUCUUGAAACUGUUCUUUGACAUUGAAAUUCUUUGUAAGGUGACCUGCUGAUUACUUUAAUUCCCCAAAGCAGAAUGAGAGCACAUUAGAGUGGAGAAAAGCUUUUACCCACCUACCUUUCUGCCUUUUAUCGCUUUGCUCUUAUCAUGCGUUCCCACAUUUGUAUCACCACAGAACGACUUCUUAGAAAAGCACAUGUACCCGUGUCACCACAAGCAGGGAGCAUCUCUUCAAUGGUUCCAGUUUUAAUUGUCACCUGAGUGCAGGUUUCCCUUUUAUAAAACCCAGUGAUCUCUCUCACUUGCAUUUGGAUGUGUGUUUAUGCUAUUUGUUUUGUCUUAAAAAUAAAGCCUUUCUUAUUU
This is a messenger RNA of Ceratotherium simum simum (southern white rhinoceros), 1167 nucleotides long. It is a transcript of the gene CETN2, whose product is annotated as centrin 2. The record is from RefSeq and is a predicted model, not a curated record. NCBI's taxonomy places the organism in Eukaryota, Metazoa, Chordata, Mammalia, Perissodactyla, Rhinocerotidae. Gene Ontology annotation, molecular function: calcium ion binding. Gene Ontology annotation, cellular component: myosin II complex.